Molecule: messenger RNA, 1144 nt
Organism: Dacryopinax primogenitus
Lineage: Eukaryota; Fungi; Basidiomycota; Dacrymycetes; Dacrymycetales; Dacrymycetaceae
Exons: 2
Coding region: 1-1038 (345 amino acids)
Source: RefSeq, a predicted model, not a curated record
AUGGCGACCAGUUCGUCGGCUGCAGCGCAGUCAUCGGCAAUUGCUUCGGCCUCGGAGUGGCGGCUUCUCAGCGAUAAAUCAUAUUCCCGGCCGCACCCAUCCCGCUCCGAAACGGCACCAGCACUCUUAACCUCUUCUCCCAAAUCGCGCCAGCCGCGUCAACCAUCCCCACUACGAAUACGUACCCGCUCUGCUCCUCCUCCAUCUGCGCCCUCACCGCGUACCCCCCCGUCGGACAAGCUUGUUCGGCCAAUGAUUGCCUACCUGCCCUCAACGUUCCCUGCCCAAUCUCUCGACGCAGCAAUGUUCCACGACAUGGGUACUCCGUAUAAGACGAAGGCGCCGCAUCGUUCGAGCCCGCUCUCUAAGGGCGUGUACACGAUCUACGAGGCCCCAAUCACCCCACCGGAAUCCCCCGAGCCCAGCAUUGCCGACGCGCUCAGGCAGGAGGCUGAGGAACGUGCAAUGACCAAGGGCAAGGGCCCGGCCCUCGCUUCGGCUCCGAGAAAACAUAAAUUGUUCGGCCGGGCAACAUCUGCCGUCUCCCUUCCGACUCCCACGCCCACGUGCCCGCCUAGAACGGACAUCGUCAAGUCAGCAAGCGCGCCUCCGUCUAUUCACCGUAGGAUGUCAUCCGCAACCCUCGCGAUUACGGUUACUUCCUCGCACCCAGCGGCACCGCGAAAAGAGGCGACCUGGAUGACAGAAGUCGCUGCACCAACCUUUUCGCGCUACCAGAUGACCCCGGGCAUUGUCCUUCCCGUACCCGCAACGCGCGAUCGCCGUGUGUCGAUGUAUCAAAAUCCUAACGGCGCACUCUCUGCGAAGAUAUUCAAAGCCGAAGAGGGGCAGCGAGACCACAAGCCUAAAGCCCACGUGCACGUCACCUUCGUCGCUGGACUCAAGCCCGUUGGAUCCCUCGCUUCCCAUUUGUCCAACUUGCCCAACCUAAGCCUCCCAAAUUUGCCAAUAAAGAAACGCACGAGCAUCUUCUUUGGAUCUAAACCCACCAAACAAACUGUCGUCGCUGCUGGCUAAGGACUUUAAACGGACACUUCGCUAUUUUUCUACUCUACUUCUUAUAGUUUUACUCCAUUUCUGACGAGACGACACCGUUCUGGCAAGGCUUGAACACUGUAUUAUC